GUCAUGAAAUUUCCUCAUGAAACAGUACGCGGUUUAGAUGCUGGACGAGGGCGGCAGCGACGAGUUCCACCGCCGGCCAGAGCCGCCGAGCACCGCCAUCGACACCACCACUCCCAGGGUCCUAACCAUCUUAUCCUACGUUCUCGAAAAGUUGGUUGCACGAAAUGACCAGCUGAUGCUCGACCACCACGAUAAUGGACUCGCCAGCAACGGCGGCGAAGGCGGCUCGGUGUUGGGGAAGAACUUUAAUGCGUUUCAUGGGGUGAGAGCGCCGAGUAUAAGUAUACCAAAGUAUUUGGAGAGGUUAUACAAGUAUACAAAUUGCAGCCCGUCUUGUUUUGUGGUGGGAUAUGUGUAUAUUGACAGAUUGGGGCAUAAGUAUCCUGAUUCUCUUCUCGUUUCUCUUAAUGUUCAUAGGCUGCUUGUCACCUCUGUCAUGGUUGCUUCCAAAAUGCUUGACGAUGCACACUACAACAACGCAUUCUAUGCCCGGGUUGGAGGAGUAACAAAUGCAGAAUUGAACAAGCUAGAAUUGGAACUACUUUUCUUGUUAGAUUUUGGAGUUAAUGUGAGUUCGCGAGUUUUCGAAAGUUAUUGCCAGUAUUUGGAGAAGGAAAUGUUGAGCAAUGGACCAAGACUCAAGAUUGAAAGGCCAGUAAUUAUUAAUAGCAGUAGUACUGUUGAUGAUGCCACUGAAAUUUCAGUCGAGGAUACUCAGACUUCUUCACCAUCCCAAUUGCCAGACUGAUUUCACCUCUCCUAUAUCCUUGUAACUUAACAUUUGUGUUACUGUCGCAGUGCGACAGCUUAAUUUGUAGAAUAUGAGUUUUGCGCAUUAGGACAAAGCCUAUUGCAUGCACAUACAACACAAUUGAAUGAUUCUUCCCAUCA
Molecule: messenger RNA, 891 nt
Organism: Nicotiana attenuata
Lineage: Eukaryota; Viridiplantae; Streptophyta; Magnoliopsida; Solanales; Solanaceae
Product: cyclin-U1-1
Exons: 2
Coding region: 38-748 (236 amino acids)
Biological process (GO): regulation of cyclin-dependent protein serine/threonine kinase activity
Molecular function (GO): protein kinase binding
Source: RefSeq, a predicted model, not a curated record